Molecule: messenger RNA, 786 nt
Organism: Rhagoletis zephyria (snowberry fruit fly)
Lineage: Eukaryota; Metazoa; Arthropoda; Insecta; Diptera; Tephritidae
Source: RefSeq, a predicted model, not a curated record
AUGGCCGAUAGGUAUGGCAGUCGCCCGGUGCUUCAUCAAAGCCUUCAUCAUCAUCAUCAUCAACAGCAGCAGAGCAUUGAUUCAACUGAACAGAUAAUCAGAAACCAGCACUGCAAUACAGCCGUUGACAACGACGACGACGACGACGACGAAGUAGUUGUAGAUGAAGAGGAGGAAGAGGGAGAAGAAGAAGAAAACGAUGCCCUUGAUGCGCUAGAAUGUGAUUUAGUAAAAAAGACUGAUUUAGUUGAACUUAGUGACGAAAAAGAGGAAGAGGAAGAGGACGAGGAAGAGGAAGGGAAGACGAUUGACAGCCACGAGGAAGACAGCGAAAUGAGGCUGCUGAGACUGAACAGCGCCGGGCAGCUUGGACCGGAGCAGCUAGCCUCGGAGGUGCUCGCCAACAUGGCGGCUCGUUUCAAGAACUUCGAGGAAAUUCUCGCCGACCUGCGCCUGCAGCUAGUGGAGAUGCGUUCCCGGGACGGAGCGCUGCUGCGGCGAAUGGCGGCGCUCAAUGAGCAGCUCUCGGAGAUGCAUCUCAUCGAGGUGCUUGCACAAGGCUCUAGUAGUGGACCUCACCACUUUUCCUCCACCUCGACAGCAGCCACGACAGCCACCGUCAGCCCUAGCCAUGGAGGUGAGCCGUACGGUGACCUGCACAUGACCGACUACGGCGGCGCUGAGGCGCACCUGUCCUCGCAGUUGAAGCUGGCAGCAGCAGCAGCCGCCGCCGCCUCUAAACGCCCAAAAGUUGGACCGCCGGGAAAGGGCUCAUUUCAUAGGUGA